Amaranthus tricolor (Joseph's coat) is the source of this 3484-nucleotide messenger RNA. RefSeq lists its product as uncharacterized. Lineage: Eukaryota; Viridiplantae; Streptophyta; Magnoliopsida; Caryophyllales; Amaranthaceae. Gene Ontology annotation, cellular component: MLL1 complex; Ino80 complex; NSL complex. Gene Ontology annotation, biological process: positive regulation of transcription by RNA polymerase II. The transcript is spliced from 7 exons. Bases 132 to 2594 code for a protein of 820 amino acids. Gene Ontology annotation, molecular function: protein binding; G-quadruplex RNA binding. The record is from RefSeq and is a predicted model, not a curated record.
AUUGUAUGAUUAUAUAAGCAAACUCCAGCAAUACAGUAGUAUCGGCAUUUUUUCUUUCCCUUUCAACAUUUUUCGUUUUUCAACCUCUCAGCGAAAGCUUCCAAUAAAGCACAGAAAAGUGAGAAAAGAAAAUGGGGGCUCUUGCUCUUCCGACUCCAUGGAUUCCUCAAGAUGACCUCUUACUUAAGAAUGCUAUUGAGGCUGGUGCGUCCUUGGAAUCACUAGCCAAGGGUGCGGUGCAGUUUUCCCGCCGAUUUACUAUAAAGGAGUUGCAAGAUAGAUGGCUUGCUCUUCUUUAUGAUCCUAUUAUAUCAAUGCGAGCCGCUGAGCAAAUGGUAGAGUUAGAACGUUCAGCGUCUAAUCUUGUGACAAAAUCUAAUAGAGUGGACCAUUCUAAAGGAAGUAAAAAUAGGAAUGGGAAGAGGAAUGCGGACAGUGUGCGUAACUGUUACUAUGCUAUGAGGAAAAGAAUAUGUAAUGAUCCUCUUAACCAGGGUGAUUUAAUUUUUCUCGUUGCACCUGGGGAUAAUUGUUUUAUGGGAGGUGGGGCUGAAGUUCAUGACCCUGAUAACAUGCUUGGAGAUUCGAUUGCUAGCCACUAUGGGAUUGAGGAUUCUGAAUUUGAAGAUCUCAGUCGUGUUUUCCCUCAAGUUAUGAGGGAUGGUUCUCAGCCAUGUGUUGGUGAAUUUCCCAUUGAGCAACGUAAUACACAUGAAGAUCAUGUGGACUGGAACACAACGCCAGCGAAUAAUAUGGAUAAGAAAAAAUUUCCGCGUCAUAGUAUGCUUGAAGGAAGUGGUAUUCAAGCAAAUCAGGUGUGUAUUAGUAAAUAUAUAUGUUCUGGUUUUGAAGGAAACAAAAUCCUCAGUCCAUAUUCUGAUUACAAAACUAAAUUUCAACAUUUGCAGUAUACAUCUGCACAGCCUGCGAUCCCUGAUUGGAAAACAACGGAGGGUAUAUCAAUGGCUGAAAUGCCCAAUAAUAUUAGCAUUAAGGGGGAAAGUGGACAAACAGGAGACGCCUUCGUCCCGCCAGAUGAUGGGGAUGUUGCAGGAGCAUCUGAAUAUGAUGUUAUGCACACGGAGUCUGAGAUGAACAGUCAAAUUCCAUGUGACGACGAAAAAAAUUCAACUUGUCCUGAGGGCUUCUUUGCGGAGUUGUCUGAUUUGAAUUUUACAAUUGAAGACGACAUGCUUGUUAUGGAUGGUGUGAAGGGUGGUGUUCUUGAUAAGGCAUAUCUUGAUAGUCUUAGUUCACUUCUGUUGGACUCCCCUAAUCAUGGUAUGGAUGAAAAAUUGCCCAAUGUAGUUGAAGCAAAUGAGCCAGCUGCUUCAGAAGUAUGUAGUGCUAUUCUGAGCAACAUUACUCAAAAGGAACCAAAUGACUCUCACUUAUGUGAUAUUACUUUCCAAAACAGUUCAGACAUUCAAUUACCAACAUCUACAUGUGUCAACUCUGAGUUUCCAGAAAUUCAUAAUAGUGGAAUCUGCUGCACAUUGAACACUGAGGAUCCAGAAAUCCCAUCUAAUGAUGAUAUUGUUUUUCCGAGUAAGCAGCGAUCAGGAUCUAGCAACAGAAGAACUCAGAGUGAGGCUAAUAACGCAUUGUCUUAUAGUAAGGUUAACACAGGCUCUCAACCCAGUGUAAAAGGUCCUAGCACAACGAAGAGAGAACAGAAGCGGUUUGGAGAAUCACAUCUAGCUAAUCAGAUACGAGUUCCAGAUGACAGUAGAGUUAAAUUUGAGACACUCAGAGAUGAAUCACUUAAUAGCCCCAUGGUUUCUGGUAAUGGUACUGGAGGUCCACGUCAAAAUAGUUUGGCAGUUAUAAAGAAAGAACCUUCAGAAUUUUCAUUGUCUAGACAGCCUAGCUGUGCUGCAGCUAAGAAACCAGGUCUAAUUACUGAUUUAAGUCACUUACAAAUUGCUGUUGGAGGAACUAGUCAGGAAGCACUGGGUUCUUUGGAAUGUAUGGCUGAAGAACCUGGUGUAGACCCGUUACUAUCCAACCCUGACCAGCAAUCGUCUGAGAGUGAUUCUGACAUUCCUUAUUUUUCUGACGUUGAAUCGAUGAUACUUGAUAUGGACUUGGGUCCAGAAGAUCAGGAUUCUUUCUGGAAUAGAGAAGUUGCCAAAUAUCAAACGGAGUAUGUGAAGAGGACAAUCAUAAGAUUGGAGCAAAAUGCUUAUUCAAGUAUGCAGAGAUCCAUAGCAUCACAUGGUGCAUAUGCAAUUUUAUAUGGUCGACAUUCAAAGCACUAUAUUAAGAAACCUGAGGUGUUGCUAGGACGAGCAACUAAUGAUUAUCCUGUUGAUAUUGACUUGGGAAGAGAAGGACGUGCAAAUAAGAUAUCAAGGCGGCAGGCAAUACUGAAGAUGGAUAAGGAUGGAGCUUUUAACCUAAAGAACACUGGGAAGUGUUCCAUAUAUGUGAACAGCAAGGAAAUCUUCCCAGAACAAAGUCUUGUUCUGCAGUCAAAUUGCUUGAUUGAGAUUAGGGGAAUGCCGUUUAUAUUUGAGAAAAAUCAAGCUCGCAUUGAGCAUUAUCUUGAUAAUGCUGCUCAUAAACUUGAAGACAAGAGGCUCAACACUUGAGAAGCUGGACAAUCAUCAACCUAUCAGAGGGGCUUUGUUCUACUGCACUUUCUUGGUUUACUUUUUCAGAUCCAAGUGUAUCUAUUCUGCUGACUCUUUAGGAUUAGGUUGCUUCAAGGUGUAGGCUUGAAAAUUGCAUGUUUAAAUGUUAAUAGUAAGAUAUAAAAUAAAAUUUAUUGUCUCCAUUCUAUACGUUGAUUUCGUAACUUUGCGAUUGUUGCUGCCCUGUGGAAAGAUUCGAUGCCCAGUUUGAAGACUGAGACUUGGUUUGAGUUAGCUUCUAAACUCAAGCACUGAAUUUUUUUGUUUAGGCUUCAGAUAUAAAACAAGUACCUAAGAAAGCGUAGCUUCACUCCUAUCCUUAUCAUUAAAUCCUUCUGUCAUUUCUAUUAAGUGUAGUUUGGGUGAGUCAUUGCUAUUAUGUUUUGGUUUAGCGGGUGAAGGAUUUAUUUAAAUUAAACUAGAGGUUGAUAAACUAUGAAACCUGGUUGGGAUACUCUCUUUGGAUUAGUGAGUGAUGUAGGCUUACAAGUGGGUUGUCUGGGUGAGUUCAAUAAUAUAACGUGAGUACUACCUUUUGUCCAUACUUGAUCUCUUUGGCAACUUUUUCUCUGAAUCUCUUUUAAACCUGAUUCAUUUUUGUUGGUUCAGUCUCAUGGAAUUUGUUUUGCCUUUUGUUGAUUCAAUCAAGCGCAGUCACUUAAAAAAGGCCGAAAUACUUUGGUAAACUUCCUUCUCAGGGCUCAUUUAAAACUUGUAUUCAUUAGAUGCAAUAAUAUGAAUUUGAUGUUUUAAGUAUCAUUAAUGUUUUAAAAUUGAUUUUGAAGCUUGUUAUUGAAAUUGUGCACCUUACAUACAAAAAGUCCUUGCCUCGCCCUUGCCUUGCGCCU